AUGGCUGCACAGAUAUCAGGAUCCGAUCAGAUAAAACAGUUUAGGGAAUUCCUGGGAGACUACAGUAAACUUAUAGAAACCUGCUUUUUGGACUCUGUUAAAGACUUCACAACAAGAGCAGUAAAACCUGAAGAGAUCACCUGUUCAGAACACUGCUUACAGAAACAUUUAAAAGUGACACAAAGAAUAUCCAUGAAAUUUCAGGAAUCCCUGCAGAAUGAAGCCCUUGCAGCCAAAGUGGGACUUCUUGGCGAGCCUCAAUAG
This is a messenger RNA of Fukomys damarensis (Damara mole-rat), 264 nucleotides long. Its product is annotated as mitochondrial import inner membrane translocase subunit Tim9-like. The transcript has 2 exons. The coding region runs from base 1 to 264 and encodes 87 amino acids. Lineage: Eukaryota; Metazoa; Chordata; Mammalia; Rodentia; Bathyergidae. The record is from RefSeq and is a predicted model, not a curated record.